AAUCGUGCCACCAUCAACGGAUCCUGUCAGGUCAACAGACAAACCAAUUCCACGAUAUGUCUGACAGACCGCUCCCCUCGUCCUUUGACGAGAAUGAGGAUUUCUAUAAUGAAUCCGGCUUCCGAAAGGUCCUCCGCCGCCUGAAGCAGGAGCCCCUCGUGCCGAUCGGCUGCAUCCUCACGGUGGCCGCCUUUACCAACGCCUACCGCGCCAUGCGCCGGGGCGACCACGCGGGCGUGCAGCGCAUGUUCCGCGCCCGCGUCGCCGCCCAGGCCUUCACCGUGUGCGCCAUGGUCGCGGGCGGCGUCUACUUUAGCCGCGAGCGGAAGCAGGAGCGCGAGCUCUGGAAGCUCGAGCGCGACCGCGACGCCGAGGAGAAGCGCCAGCGCUGGAUCCGCGAGCUCGAGGCCCGCGACGAGGAGGACCGCGCCUUGCGCGAGCGCCUCGAGCGGAGGAGGAAGAGGGCCGCCGAGAGGGGGGUCGAUGGUCCCGGAGGCGCCGGCGGCGGCGGUGGCGUCUCGGAGGCGGUCGCCCAUGCGAGGGCCGGGGCAAAGGGUAGUAAGGAGGCCGAGGGGGCCAGCGGGGAAGGGGAGCCCAAGGUGGUUGCCGAGGUCGAGUCUGGCGAUGAGCUGCUGAGUGUGGAGAAGAAGGAGGGCAAAAGCUUCUUCGGGUCGCUGGGCGGUUUGCUUGGUGGAUCAGGGGACAAAAAAGAGACGCCGAGCGAUCCGAGAUCAGAACAUGAGGGUCAGAAGGUCGAUCCGGAGGCUGCGAAGAAAUAGGAAGGGAUGGGACGGUGUAUACAUACAUGUGUUGGCACAUGAGGCAAGGGGCAAAAACUACUACCAUCUUCAAAUUGUACCAUAUGGGAUCAAUGGAUUACGGGACGGCUACAGGCCCAUGGGCUGACGCCCUUCGUUUACCUUCUACUCC
Messenger RNA from Phialemonium atrogriseum, 930 nucleotides. RefSeq names its product putative mitochondrial hypoxia responsive domain-protein. The coding region runs from base 57 to 779 and encodes 240 amino acids. Gene Ontology annotation, cellular component: mitochondrion. The transcript has 2 exons. The record is from RefSeq and is a predicted model, not a curated record. Gene Ontology annotation, biological process: mitochondrial respirasome assembly. NCBI's taxonomy places the organism in Eukaryota, Fungi, Ascomycota, Sordariomycetes, Cephalothecales, Cephalothecaceae.